Lonchura striata (white-rumped munia) is the source of this 6212-nucleotide messenger RNA. The record is from RefSeq and is a predicted model, not a curated record. Lineage: Eukaryota; Metazoa; Chordata; Aves; Passeriformes; Estrildidae.
AUGCUCCGCUGCCUGCUCCAAAGAGCUUCCCAACUUCCCAACCUGGAAAAACGGGAUAAACAAAGCGAUCCCGUGGCCAGCCUGACAUUCCGAGGUGUCAAGAAGAGGACAAAGGUCAUCAAGAACAACGUGAAUCCUGUCUGGAAUGAGGGAUUUGAGUGGGAUCUGAAGGGAAUCCCCCUGGAUCCCGAUGCCGAGCUCACCGUGGUGGUCAAGGACCAUGAAACUGUGGGAAGAAACAGGUGGGAAAAAUUCCGGAGCCGGACACGGCCCCUUCUCCCUUUUCCCAUUCCCGGGAUUCAUCCGGCUCUUCCCAGACUCCGCGGAUUCCCUCCGUGGGAUGAUGGCCGGGUUCCCCCGCGGAUUGGGGGCUCCUGCUGGAUCCGGGUGAGGGUCAUCGAGGCCCGGCAGCUUCCCGGGAUCCAGAUCCGGCCGGUGGUGAAGGUGACGGUGGCUGGACAAACCCGGAGAACGCGGAUCCGGAAAGGGAACAGCCCCUUCUUUGAUGAGACUUUUUUCUUCAACGUCUUUGAAUCCCCGUUGGAGCUGUUCGAUGCUCCCAUUUUCCUCACGGUCGUGGAUUCUCGAUCGUUCCGCACGGAUUCGGUGAUCGGGGAAUUCCGGAUGGAUGUGGAGACCAUUUACUCCGAGCCAAAACACGCUUUCCGCAGGAAGUGGCUGCUCCUCUCGGAUCCGGAGGAUUUUUCCGCGGGAGCCAAGGGCUACCUGAAGGUCAGCGCCUGCGUGCUGGGGCCUGGAGACGAAGCUCCCCUGGAGAAGAAGGAGGUGGCUGAGGACAAGGAGGACAUCGAGGCCAAUCUGCUGCGCCCCACCGGGGUCACCCUCAGGGGGGCCCAGUUCUGCCUCAAGAUCUUCAAAGCCGAGGAUUUGCCCCAGAUGGAUGACGCCGUCAUGGACAACGUCCGGCAGAUCUUCGGCUUCGAGAGCAACAAGAAGAACCUGGUGGAUCCCUUUGUGGAAGUCAGCUUUGCCGGGAAAACGCUCUACUCCCGGAUCCUGGAGAAGAACGCCAACCCCCAGUGGAACCAGUGCCUGACGCUGCCGGCCAUGUUCCCUUCCAUGUGCGAGCGGAUGAGGAUCCGUGUGACCGACUGGGACCGUCUGACGCACAAUGACGUCAUCGGCACCGCUUUCCUCGGAAUGUCCAAGAUUUCGGCCCCUGGCGGGGAGCUGGAGGAUGAGUUUCCUGCUCCUGUGAAGCCUCUGAAACCCUCGGAUCUGGAUGACGGGCUGGGAUUCCUUCCGACCUUUGGACCCUGCUACAUCAACCUGUACGGCAGCCCCCGGGAAUUCACCGGAUUUCCCGAUCCCUACGAGACGCUCAAUCUGGGAAAGGGCGAGGGGGUCGCGUAUCGGGGCCGGAUCCUGGUGGAGCUGGAGACCAAACUGGUGGAGCACAUGGAGCAGAAGGUGGAGGAGAUUCCUGCCGAUGACAUCCUGAGGGUGGAGAAAUACCUGCGCCGACGGAAAUAUUCCCUCUUCGCCGCCUUCUACUCGGCCACGAUGCUCCAGGGCGUGGACGGCGCCGUCCAGUUCGAGGUCAGCAUCGGGAAUUACGGCAACAAGUUCGACACCACCUGCCUGCCCCUGGCCUCCACCACCCAGUACAGCCGGGCCGUCUUCGAUGGCUGUCACUACUACUACCUGCCCUGGGGGAACGUGAAGCCGGUGGUGGUGCUGUCCUCCUACUGGGAGGACAUCGGCCACCGCAUGGACGCCCAGAACCUCCUGCUCCACGGAGCCGAGCGGCUGGAAGCAAACCUGGAGAAGGUCCACGUGGCUCUGAAAUCCAACCGCUCUCCGAUCGAGCUGGAGGCCCUGGGAUCCCAACUGCUCGAGGACGUCAUCGCCGACUGCAGCCUGAAGCUUCCCGAUGUCCUGGGGAAGGCGUCCAGCACCCACCUGGAUCAGAGCCUGUUCCGCUUCCGGAGCGCCCACCUGGAGCAGAUCCUGAAGGUGGCCCUGAGGCUCAAGCACGACAAUUCCGACCUUUCCCAAAUCCUGGAUCAGGCGGAGGAUUGGCUGUGCCGGCUCCGGGCCAUGGCGGAGGAGCCCCAGAACAGCCUCCCGGACAUCAUCAUCUGGAUGCUCCAGGGGGACAAGCGCGUGGCUUUCGCCCGCAUCCCGGCCCACCAGGUCCUGUAUUCCCGGAACAUCUCCAACUGCUGCGGCCGGAACUGUGGGAAGCUCCAGACCAUCUUCCUCAAGUAUCCGCAGGAAGAGGUGAUGGGGCCGCGGAUCCCGGCGCAGAUCCGCGUGCGGCUCUGGUUUGGAUUGGCCGUGGAUGAGAAGGAAUUCAACCAAUUCGCCGAGGGAAAACUCUCCGUCUUCGCCGAAACCUAUGAGAACCAGACCAAGCUGGCGCUGGUGGGGAACUGGGGCACCACCGGCCUCACUUAUCCCAAAUAUUCCGACGUCACCGGCCGGAUCAAGCUUCCCAAGGACAGCUUCCGGCCUUCCGCAGGAUGGACCUGGGCUGGGGAUUGGUUCAUCUGCCCGGAAAAGACGUUGUUGCACGACGUGGACGCCGGACACCUGAGCUUCGUGGAGGAAGUGUUUGAGAACCAGGUCCGGCUUCCCGGAGGGCAGUGGAUCCACAUGACCGACUCCUACACGGAUGUGAACGGGGAAAAGGUCCUGCCCAAGGAUGAGAUCGAGUGUCCUCCAGGCUGGAAGUGGGAAGAUGUGGAAUGGGACACGGAUCUCAACAGGGCUGUGGAUGAGAAAGGCUGGGAAUACGGGAUCACGAUCCCGCCGGAGCGCAAGCCCAAGGCCUGGGUGCCGGCGGAGAAGAUGUUCCACACCCACCGGCGCCGGCGCUGGGUGCGGCUCCGCCGGCGCGACCUGGAGCACAUGGAAGCCAUGAGAAAGCACAAGCAGGAGGAGCUGGAUGGGGAUGGUUGGGAAUACGCUUCCCUCUUUGGCUGGCGCUUCCACCUCCAGCAGCGCCGCUCCGACUCCUUCCGCCGGCGCCGCUGGAGACGCCGGAUGGAGCCUCUGGAACGCACCGGCCCCGCUGCCGUCUUCGCCUUGGAAGGGGCUCUGGGGGGAGUGACGGAUGACAAGAGCGACGACGGAAAAUCCGACGGAAAAUCCGCAUCCACCCUGAGUUUUGGAGUCAACAGGCCCACGAUCUCCUGCAUUUUUGACUCCGGGAACAGAUUCCACCUGCGCUGUUACCUGUACCAGGCGCGGGAUCUCAUGGCCAUGGACAAGGACAGCUUCUCCGAUCCCUACGCCAUCGUGUCCUUCCUGCACCAGAGCCAGAAGACGGUGGUGGAGAAGAACACCCUGAAUCCCACCUGGGAUCAGACCCUGAUCUUCUACGAGAUCGAGAUUUUCGGGAAUCCUCGGGAUGUGGCCGAGUCCCCUCCCAACAUCCUGGUGGAAAUCUACGAUCACGACACCUAUGGCGCGGAUGAAUUCAUGGGACGCUGCAUCUGCCGGCCCAGCCUGGAGCGCUCGCCCCGCCUUUCCUGGUAUCCUGUCCUCAAAUCCGGCCGGAAUGUCGGGGAGCUCCUGGCUGCCUUCGAGCUGAUCCAGAGGGAAAAGCCGGCUGUUCAUCACAUCCCUGGAUUUGAGAGUGAGCUCUCCUCCAGCCUGGAUGAGUCCGCGGAUUCCGACCUUCCCUACCCGCCGCCGCAGCGGGAGCCCAACGUGUACAUGGUCCCGCAGGGAAUCAAACCCGUCCUGCAGCGCACGGCCGUCGAGAUCCUGGCCUGGGGGCUGAGGAACCUCAAGAGCUUCCAGCUGGCCAGCGUGACCUCGCCCAGCCUGCUGGUGGAGUGCGGGGGGCAGCGCGUCCAGUCUGGCGUCAUCAAGAACGUCAAGAAGAACCCCAACUUCGACGUCUGCGUGCUCUUCAUGGAAGUGCGUCUGCCCAAGGAGAGCCUCUACAGCCCCCCCAUCAUCCUGAAGAUCAUCGACAACCGCCCCUUUGGCCGGAGACCCGUGGUGGGACAGUGCACGGUCCGCUCCCUCCAGGAAUUCUACUGGGAUCCCUCCCAGCAGGACACGGGGGCACCCCAAGAGCAGCCAGAUGACGUCAGCCUGACGCCCAGGGACGACGUCCUCAUCGACAUCGAUGACAAGGAGCCCCUGAUCCCCAUCCAGCUUCCUGAGGGUUUGACGAGCUCAGCACUAAUUAACAUCCCGGAUUCCCGGGCCCUGCCUCAUAGGAAUCUGUGGGAGGAGGAAUUCAUCGACUGGUGGAGCAAAUUUUACGCUUCCACGGGAGAGAGGGAAAAAUGUGGAUAUUACUUGGAAAAGGGAUUUGACACCUUGAAGGUCUACGACACGGAGCUGGAAAACAUUGAGGAAUUUGAGCAUCUCUCUGACUUCUGCCACACCUUCAAACUGUUCCGGGGGAGAUCCCAGGAUUCCAACGAUGACCCCUCGGUGGUGGGGGAGUUCAAGGGUUCUUUCAGGAUUUACCCCCUUCCCGACGAUCCGCGUGUCCCGGUGCCUCCCCGGCAAUUCCAGCAGCUCCCGGCCAGGGGACUCCAGGAAUGUCUGGUCCGGGUUUACAUCAUCCGCGCCUUCGACCUCCAGCCCAAGGAUUCCAAUGGGAAGUGUGAUCCCUACGUGAAGAUCUCCGUGGGGAAGAAAUCCAUAAAUGACCAGGAAAAUUACCUUCCCUGCACUCUGGAGCCUGUCUUUGGGAAGAUGUUUGAGCUGAGCUGCACCCUGCCCCUGGAGAAGGACCUCAAGGUCGCCCUCUACGACUACGACCUCCUGUCCAAGGAUGAGAAGAUCGGCGAGACCGUCAUCGAUCUGGAGAAUCGCUUCCUGUCCAAAUACGGGGCUCGCUGUGGCCUCCCCCAGACCUACUGCGUCUCCGGCCCCAACCAGUGGCGAGACCAACUCCGCCCUUCCCAGCUGCUCCACCUCUUCUCCCUGCAGCACAACUACAAAGCUCCCACCUACAAAUCCGACCGGAUCAUCUUCCGGGAUCAGGAGUACGUCCUCUCCGAGCUGGAAGAUGGAAAACCCCCGAAUCCGCACCUGGGGCCGGUGGAGGAGCGGCUCGCCCUGGCCGCCCUCCGGAAGCAGGGAUUGAUCCCGGAGCAUGUGGAGACCCGGCGCCUCUACAGCCCGCUCCAGCCGGACAUCGAGCAGGGAAAGCUCCAGAUGUGGGUGGAUCUGUUUCCCAAAUCCCUGGGACAUCCCGGCCCCCCCUUCAACGUCACUCCACGCAAAGCCAAGAGGUUCUACCUGCGCUGCAUCAUCUGGAACACCAAGGAUGUGAUCCUGGAUGACCUCAGCAUCACCGGGGAGAAGAUGAGUGACAUCUACGUCAAAGGGUGGCUGGUGGGACAUGAGGAGAACAAGCAGAAGACAGAUGUCCACUACAGAUCCAUGGGAGGGGAAGGGAAUUUCAACUGGAGAUUCAUCUUUCCCUUCGAUUAUCUCCCAGCGGAGCAGAUGUGCCACGUGGCCAAGAAGGAACACUUCUGGAGCUUGGACAAGACGGAAAACAAGAUCCCGCCCCAGCUGAUCUUCCAGAUCUGGGACAACGACAAGUUCUCCUUCGACGACUAUUUGGGUUCCAUCCAGAUGGAUCUCAACAGGAUGCCCAAGCCUGCCAAGACGGCAGAAAAGUGUUCCUUGGAUCUUGUGGAUGAUUCCCUGUCCUCCAGCCGCUUUGUGUCCCUCUUUGAGCAGAAAACCGUCAAGGGCUGGUGGCCCUGCGUGGCCGAGCAGAACCAGCAGAAGAUCCUGGCGGGAAAACUGGAGAUGACUUUGGAAAUCGUGGCAGAACAGGAGCAUGAGGAGCGUCCGGCCGGGAUGGGACGGGAUGAGCCAAACAUGAACCCCAGGCUGGAGGAUCCCAAGCGUCCCGAGACCUCCUUCCUGUGGUUCACGUCCCCGUACAAGACCCUGAAGUUCAUCCUGUGGCGCCGCUACAAGUGGGUGCUGAUCCUGGCCAUCCUCCUCUUCAUCCUGCUGCUUUUCCUGGGAAUCUUCGUCUACGCCUUCCCGAACUACGCUGCUAUGAAACUGGUGAAACCAUUCAACUGAAGCUGCUCCCUUGCCUGCCUGGGAACUUUGGGAAGGAAUUUUGGAAGUGGAGAAGGAACAACCUCAUCCAGGCCUCCAGCUGCUGCCAAAGACUCCGCUUCCCUUUGGAAUUCCACCCGGGAAGCGUCACCUAACCAAAGCCUGCACCAAAAUAUUCCUGGUUUUCCAGC